Molecule: messenger RNA, 1888 nt
Organism: Punica granatum (pomegranate)
Lineage: Eukaryota; Viridiplantae; Streptophyta; Magnoliopsida; Myrtales; Lythraceae
Source: RefSeq, a predicted model, not a curated record
CGAACUCCACAUUUAAUUUCGAUAGCCCCAAAGAAAGCAUAGCUGUCUCCACUCUUUCUGUUUUUCGUGGUCUCUUUCUUCCUUUCUGGGAAAGCCCAUCACUCAAUUCCUCCUUGGUUCUUGAUAACUGAGAUGAGAUGAAUGGAGUCACUAGCCCCCAAGCAGUAUCAGAUAUGGAAAAUCCGAUCCCUUCUCUUUUCCGACAACUGUUUCCGCUCGACCCAUUAGUAAAUGCCCAAAAAGAACAGAGCACAAUUCUCAGGUACCUGUUAGGAGUUUGAGGAGGAGGAAGAUCAGCAGUUCUUGACCCAACAAUAAAGGCUGCUCUAUAUAAUUGCUACCACUUGCAUACAGAUGUUUGGGUACCAUAAUUUGAUAAACGACAGAGCUUCUGAGACAAUGAAGAGGGAAGAUUUGUGACAAGGAUGGAUCCACAAGCUUUCACCAGGCUCUCGGUCGGCUCAUUAGGGCUGCGGAUUCCCGGCACAACUGUAAGCUCCGUGAAGUCUGGAAUUCAACCCUUGUCUUCCUCCUUGUGCCUGUGCGAGAUUCGCCUCCGAGGGUUCCCAGUGCAGACCACUACAAUCCCAUUGUUCUCCUCCCCUGAAGCCAUUCCCGACUCUCACAGCAUUGCCUCGAGCUUCUACCUCGAGGAGUCCGACCUAAAGGCCCUUUCAGCCCCUUCCUGUUUCUACAACUCCCAGGCUUACCUUGAGAUUGUAGUCUUCAGUGGGAGGAAGGGAUCCCACUGUGGGGUAGGAAUCAAGAGGCAGCAGAUAGGGACAUUUAGGCUCGAGGUGGGCCCUGAGUGGGGUGAGGGGAAGCCCCUGACUCUAUUCAAUGGAUGGAUCGGGAUUGGGAAGAGUAAGGUGGAAUCGGGGAAACCCGGAGCAGAGCUUCACCUGAGAGUGAAGUUAGACCCUGAUCCCAGGUAUGUUUUCCAAUUUGAGGACAUGACAAAGUUGAGCCCUCAAAUCGUUCAGCUUCAGGGCUCCAUCAAGCAACCCAUCUUUAGCUGCAAGUUCAGCCGAGACAGGGUGUCACAGGUGGAUCCAUGGUCUAGUGCUCCUGAUGGAGCCAACCAGGAGAACGAAAGACGGGAGAGGAAAGGAUGGAAGGUGAAAAUACAUGACCUCUCUGGAUCGGCUGUUGCGGCAGCCUUCAUAACGACUCCAUUUGUGCCGUCGUCAGGUUGUGAUUGGGUGGCUAGGUCCAACCCAGGGGCUUGGCUCAUUGUGCGGCCGGACCCAUGUGGCGGCCCUGACAGCUGGCAGCCUUGGGGGAAGCUUGAGGCAUGGCGGGAACGUGGGAUGAGAGACUCUGUCUGCUGCCGGUUCCGGCUCCUCUCGGAGGGGCACUGGGGCGGAGGGGAAGUCCUCCUGCCUGAGAUAAGCAUCAACGCUGAGAAGGGAGGGGAGUUCUUCAUCGACACCGAUAGGCAGAUGAGGACAACGGGUGGCCAACAGGCUAGUGCGAGCCCUGUCCCGAGCCCCCAUAGCAGCGGGGACUUCGCAGGCCUUGGCCCAUCGGUUGGGGGGUUCGUAAUGAGCUGCCGAGUCCAAGGGGAGGGAAAGAACAGCAGGCCCCUCGUGCAGCUGGCAAUGCGGCACGUGACUUGUGUGGAGGAUGCUGCUAUCUUCAUGGCCCUCGCUGCCGCCGUUGAUCUAAGCAUCGAGGCCUGCAAGCCCUUCCGCCGGAAGAUCAGGAGAGGGUCGUGGCACUCCUUGUGAUCGAUUGAUAAUCAUUCUUGACCAGCUCAUUGUGUUUACUGUUUUUCGCCCCUCCCCUUCCUAAGAACUCACGACGAUUGAACUGUUGUCAUGAUUGGUCAUGGUGUACAUAAUUAUCAUUUUCAGGUAAUGACUCCUUUUUUCUUUUUUCUUUUUUA